GAGAGGAGAAGGAGGUGAUGGCGACCUGGGGAGGGGGAGACCGCUCCGUCUGGCAGGCGCCACCCGGGCUGGGGUCACCUUUUCAGGUGGCUUAACGGCUCUGGAGUGGACGUAUACCCCCGGCUCUUCGCCGUGUUCGGGACCCAGACCUUCCCCUCCCCAGAGAACCUGGACACAGCUUAUCUUCUUCAUCUAUAACGAGCGUGCGGCGAGGGGAUUGAGGGCAGGACGGAGGGCGGGGAUGACUUCCUUUUUUAAAGAACGGAAACCUGGCACGGUUUCUAGGGAGGAGUGUAUGUCCCUCCUUGUCCCCUUUGCGCCCUGCGGCAGGCUAGAACCCCCUCAGGCCCCGGUCUGUGGACUCAGCGUGAGGCCACUUCCAGGAGGACCUUUUAGACUAGUGAGGGGCCUCUGGAGAAUUGGCAGUCGCCUGGGUUCCCAAGACUGCUUUUGAGUGAAGAGCUACUUCCGGGUUCUGCGUUAGAUAAAGUACUUAGGGUCUUCUGCUGUCCAUCUGCUUUGCGGUGCAAGGUGAUCGUUCUUGCCAGAUGCUUUGUGGGAAAUUUCAGUGGAGAUGUCAAUAUUUUGGCACAGAUGUCCAAGAAGUGACAGUGCUGAAGGGAUUUAACUCUACAUGUCUGGCACAGAUCUGCGGCUCCUAAGAUUGCCAAUAGGUGUGUUGAAAGUGGCAAAUUGUUGGAAAGGAGCAGAAUUCUGUUGAUUAAAUUGGUGCUUACUAGAGUGCAAUAGACUCCUUCAUUUCAUAUUUUACACUUUUGUUAUGUGUUGAAACAUAAUGAAGAUGAUAUCUUCUCUUCCCCUAAAGAUUUCAGAAGCUUCUAAGAGAAGCAACCAUAAAAGCAAAAAGUUAUGCUGUUAUGAUUUAGGUAUUUGUAAAAAAUUUUAUAAAAUGCUAUGAGAGUCCAGAGAAUCACCCAGCUUGUAAUGUAUAGGGCCUUAAUCAGAGGUAUAGUAUAGUGGGUAUUCAUGUUGAGCAAUGUGAAAGAGGGAUCAGAAAGGGAAGAAGAGAUUGUAAACAGUAAUCUAGUGAUGCCUAGUAAUCUAGGCAAGAGAAAACAGCUGCUAAUGGUAGGUUCAGAAACAGAUUUUAAAUACAUUUACAGGUGUAGAGUCAACAGGAACCUUGGCAAAAUGUAACUUCGAAGAAAAGGAAAGAAUCUAAGAUAAUUUACAGAUUUUCUGCUCAAUACCAUAAGUGAGAUUGGGAAUAUAGGAAGGGCAGGUUUGUUUGGAGGUGAACAUAGUUCAACUUUGGACUUUUAUUUAUUUAUUUAAGUUUAUCUAUUUUGAGAGCAAGAGAGCAUGGGGGAGGGGCAGAGAGAGAGAAUUGCAACCAGGCUACACACUGAGAGCAUGGAGUCCAGUGCGAGGCUCGAACUCAUGAACCCCUGAGAUCAUGACCUGAGCCAAAAUCAAGAGUCGGAGGCUUAACCGACUUAGCCACCCAGGCACUCCCAGCUUUGAACAUUUUUGAAAUGAGGUGCCAGUGGAACUCAUGAGUAGAAAUGCUUUCAAAGAAGCAUUUGGAAGCAGAGAUCUGGAUUUCAGAAGAGAAGUCCGGGUUGGAAGUCCCGAUUCGUAUUUCCAACUGCACAUCAGAGGAGUGAGUCUCCCAGCAGCCGACCAUAUCGCACUAGCAGUGGUUCUAAAAAGUUGGAUAAUAGUUAACAUUGGUGGUCUUACUGUAUGCCAGAUGUUUUUACAUUUAUUUCAUUUAGUACUAAAAUUCUAUGAUAGGCACAUUUUUUACCACCCUCCCCUCCCUUUUAAAGAUGUACAACCUGAAGUUCAAAAAGGUUAAAAGAAUUUGCUUAAGGUUCUUCAGCUAAUCAGUUAGCAAAGCUGGGUCGUGCACUCAGAUCUGUCAAAAUCCAAAGCAUAGGGAAAGCACCAUGCUGUACUGCUUUCUCAUAAGGGUAGCUAUAAUUUUUUUGAGUCACUGCAAUAUGCCAGGCAUUUUGCUAAAUUACAAACAUCUCAGCAGAAUAUGGUUGGGGACAAAUUUUUGAUACUAACAAAAGCAGGAAAGGGGUCUUCUAGAAGUUUUAUUUGUUCUCUCGUGUAAAUAUAUAAUCAAUAUUUGCACAUCCUACUCAACCUGUUUUCCAUAAGAUUUUUAGUUUUGCUCACAAAGUUUGCCACCACCACAGUACAUUUGAAAAAUCAUACUCAGGUAGACAGAGUGAUUGCAAGCUGGGGUUUCAGGACUUCCAGACGAAGAGCCAAUUUAUUUGGUUCCUUUAUUAGGAUGCAGAGUAUGCCGGAUCCCAAGAACGGAGAGAUAAGUAAGAUUUGAGUCUUGCCUUUUCAGUUCUGUUCUCUCCCAGCUGGGGAAUUAGAGAGGGUAUCACAAAGGAAGGAACGCUAAAGCUUAUUUCAAACCCUGACCUAGAGAAAGAAGACAUCAGGCUGAAAGAACAUCAUUAACAUAAGGUAGAGGUGUUUGAAAGUCCAUGGUCUAUUUCUGGAAUGAAAUAGUAGUCCAUUGUGGGCAGUUUGGGGCUUGAUUGAAAGAUGUGGAGGGAGGAGAAGCUUAAGGGGGAUGAGAUUUAUUUGAAUGGUACUCUGUAUCCAUGCCUGCACAUGUGGAAAGUAGUUACUCAGGUUUUUGUUUCUUCUACAUUCAAGAUCAUUUGAAGCAUGAUUUAUAAAGAAAGUCAGAUCUCAAGGGUGUCCUGCAAGAUGUCUUAAAAAGUCUUAACUCAGAGAUGGCAGUGAUUGAAACAUAGUGUGGGAAGGAAGAACAAUAUAUAAAGAAGAAGAAACAGGACUUGGCUCAGCAAGCAAAAGAAACACUGAACAAAGGAGAGGAAACCAACAAAGAUAAAUUUGGAAGCACUGAAUGCAGCAAAACAAGAACAAUGGAUCUCAAGUUCAACAGUUCCAGGAAAUAUAUUUCUAUAACUGUCCCUCCCAAAACACAGACAAUGUCACCACACAUCAAGUCAAUAGAUGACGUUGUAGUGCUUGGCAUAAAUCUCAGCAGAUUUAACAAACUUACUCAGUUUUUCAUAUGUGUUGCUGGAGUUUUUGUAUUUUACCUAAUUUAUGGAUAUUUACAGGAAUUAAUAUUUUCAAUGGAGGGUCUUAAGUCCUUUGGCUGGUACCUAACUUUAGUACAGUUUGCAUUUUACUCCAUAUUUGGCCUAAUAGAACUUCAGCUUAUUCAGGACAAAAGGAGAAGAAUACCAGGAAAAACCUACAUGAUAAUAGCUUUUCUAACUGUGGGUACUAUGGGGUUAUCAAAUACUUCCUUGGGCUACCUGAAUUAUCCCACCCAAGUCAUCUUCAAGUGCUGCAAAUUGAUUCCUGUUAUGCUAGGAGGAGUUUUUAUUCAAGGGAAGCGUUACAACAUUGCAGAUGUGUCUGCUGCCAUAUGUAUGAGCCUUGGCCUGAUAUGGUUCACCCUAGCUGACAGCACGGUUGCACCAAAUUUCAACCUGACCGGUGUGAUCCUUAUUUCCCUGGCACUGUGUGCGGACGCCGUCAUUGGGAACGUUCAAGAGAAAGCCAUGAAAUUGCACAAUGCUUCCAACUCAGAAAUGGUUUUGUAUUCGUAUUCCAUCGGUUUUGUGUACAUUUUACUGGGAUUGACAUGCACUAGCGGAUUAGGCCCUGCAGUAACAUUUUGUUCAAAGAAUCCAAUUCAGACCUACGGUUAUGCUUUCCUUUUUUCCCUCACUGGGUAUUUUGGAAUCUCCUUUGUUCUGGCUUUGAUUAAAAUUUUCGGUGCACUUCUUGCUGUAACAGUGACAACCGGAAGAAAAGCAAUGACUAUCGUACUUUCAUUUAUGUUCUUCUCCAAACCAUUCACAUUUCAGUAUGUCUGGUCUGGUUUGUUAGUUGUCCUUGGUAUAUUUCUCAAUGUUUACAGCAAAAAUAUGGAUAAACUAAGACUACCAGCACUAUAUGAUCUGAUAAACAAAAUAGUGGAAAUGAGAAAGUCAAGGACGUUGGCACAAACCGUAUAGUGAGUGAUUCAUCCUGUUUAAAACAGAACUCUAAGGGAGUAAUCAUCAAGUAAUUAACUUUCCAAAGGGAUUAUUAUAAAAACCAAAGGAUCUGAAGGCAUGCUACCCAUUUGUGAUGGGUCACCUACGAAGUCAGCCUUUUCUUCAGGAUACUUGUUUAACCGUUUGACUUCUGAAGCAAUCAAGAGAGCCACAUCUGGCACGCCUUAGAAUCAAAUGUCAGUGUGAAGGACUGACAUUUCUUAGCAACCUGUUGAGAAUUUCACUGGAAAUGGACCAUGUUGCAAAACUAAUUGGAUAUCAUUAUGACAUAUCAAAGAAAUUGAUAUAAUAAUAUCAAUUAAUAGAUUGUUUUGUUUUCAUUCCAUUUUGGUGGUGUUAUUUAAAUGAUUCUCUGUUAUAAGAGUGAACUGAUGAUUUAAAGUCUAGAAAGAAUAACUUCAUUAUAAAUAAAAAUUAUUCUGUGAUUUUUUUAAA
Molecule: messenger RNA, 4469 nt
Organism: Panthera uncia (snow leopard)
Lineage: Eukaryota; Metazoa; Chordata; Mammalia; Carnivora; Felidae
Gene: SLC35B3
Product: solute carrier family 35 member B3
Exons: 11
Coding region: 2883-3992 (369 amino acids)
Biological process (GO): transmembrane transport
Cellular component (GO): Golgi membrane; endoplasmic reticulum membrane
Molecular function (GO): 3'-phosphoadenosine 5'-phosphosulfate transmembrane transporter activity
Source: RefSeq, a predicted model, not a curated record